UUAAUGGGCCGAAAUCAAACACGUUCUCCACCAUAUAUUAUCAAGUUUUCGUUGUUGGCAGUCCUUUCUUGAAGACUAGGGUUUUGGUGCAGCUCCUCCCUCUCAACUUUCGAAGCCCUCGCCGAAACCGUUCUCUCUGCAAACAUGGGGAAAACAAGAGGUAUGGGAGCUGGGCGCAAGCUGAAGUCCCACCGUAGAAGGCAAAGGUGGGCUGACAAAGCUUACAAGAAAUCUCACCUUGGCAAUGAAUGGAAGAAGCCAUUUGCCGGUUCUUCUCAUGCCAAAGGCAUCGUCUUGGAAAAGAUAGGUAUUGAGGCUAAGCAGCCAAAUUCUGCCAUUAGAAAGUGUGCCAGGGUUCAACUCAUCAAAAAUGGAAAGAAGAUUGCCGCAUUCGUGCCCAAUGAUGGUUGCUUGAACUACAUUGAAGAAAAUGACGAAGUGUUGAUUGCCGGAUUUGGUCGUAAAGGACAUGCCGUCGGAGAUAUUCCUGGUGUUCGAUUCAAGGUUGUGAAGGUGUCAGGUGUGUCUCUCCUCGCUCUUUUCAAGGAGAAGAAGGAGAAGCCAAGGUCUUAAGUUUGCUUGGCAGAGUUCAUCAUCUUCUUACAGUUUUCUAUCGAUAAUUUUAGAGUAUUUUUGAGUUCUUGAUUAUUGGGUUGUUUUGGACUAUAUGUAGUUAUUGCCUCCCUCCUCGCUGUCUUAUUUUUGAAAUCGUUUGAUCGAGUUCCUUCCAUUUUGAUCUGAAAACUUUGUCUUGUUUAUUAAGAGAUAUCAACAACCAUGUUUUUGAA
Messenger RNA from Cucumis melo (muskmelon), 788 nucleotides. RefSeq names its product 40S ribosomal protein S23. Bases 145 to 573 code for a protein of 142 amino acids. Gene Ontology annotation, biological process: translation. The record is from RefSeq and is a predicted model, not a curated record. Lineage: Eukaryota; Viridiplantae; Streptophyta; Magnoliopsida; Cucurbitales; Cucurbitaceae. The transcript is spliced from 4 exons. Gene Ontology annotation, cellular component: cytosolic small ribosomal subunit; ribosome. Gene Ontology annotation, molecular function: structural constituent of ribosome.